GUGUGAAUGUUCCAACACAUUUCUCCACUUUCCGCUGUGAUUAAACGGCAAAAAUGCUGAGAAGGGCUGUUCGGAGAAAAGACGAGACAUCUGGGACGAAGAGAGAAGGCACUGAAGAUGCAGGAGAAGAUACAGAGGGCCCCAAGAAGGUUCUAAGAACGUUCCAAGACAAGAAAACGUGGAAGGCAGCUCGGAAGGCCAAGGAGGAGUCCGCCUUGGAGGAGCUUGUCCUGGGAAGACGGCAGGAGGAGCCGACAGACAGACUUCAAGACGCAGAACACCAGUCUGAGGAUCCGUCUGAGGAGGGUUCUGAUGAUGAUGUGGACAGUCUGGGGGUCGUAGACACCCGGGAAGCUGCUUGGGUGGACGAUGAUGAUGAUGAUGAUGACAGAACACGGGUUGAGAAGACGUCAGAUGUUCCAUCGUGGGCGCAAACGUCACAGGGAAGAAAACGUCAGCACGAGUCAGAUGACGACAGUGAUGAGGAGUUGUUACAGCACACAGGAGACCUGCUGGCCGAGUCCUCGGCUCUGCCUCGCGGGAACAUCAACAUCAAACGCUGCAGCGACGUCAACAAAACAUACCCACACCAGGGCCCUGUUAGAAGAGUAGAGUUCCACCCAUCAGCACAGGUGUGUCUGACUGCAGCACAGGACGUACUGGGGCUCUUCCAGGUUGACGGCAGGAACAACCCUAAGAUCCAGACGUUACACCUUGAGAAGUUCCCAGUCAGGACGGCCCACUUCAGCACCUGUGGGAGGGAGGUCAUCCUUGCAUCCACCUUCAAGUGGUUCUUCGUGUAUGACAUGAUCGCUGGCAAGGUCAUCAAGAUUCCCAAAAUAAGAGGAGUAGACGAUACCAGCCUGUCCCGGUUCGAAGUGUCUCCAGACGGGAGGUUCCUGCUGUUCCUGGGGAAGAACGGCUUCCUGCACCUGCUGUCUGCUAAGACAAAGGAAUGUGUGAGCAGCCUUAAGAUGAACAGCGAUGUUUCAGCAGGGACCUUCUCCAAGGACAGUCGACACCUGUAUUCAGUAGGAGAUGAUGGGGAGGUGUACGUGUGGGACGUGGGGACUAGAGACUGUAUCCACAAGUUUGUGGACGAAGGCUGCACACACGCAACCACCAUCGCUCUGUCACACAACUCCAAGUACCUCGCUACGGGGUCCCAGAGUGGGGUAGUGAACAUCUACGACACACAGCGCGCCCUGACCAGCUCUUACCCGACACCACUGAAGGCUCUGCUCAACCUGACCACACCCGUCACACAGACGACCUUCAAUCACACGGGAGAGGUCAUGGCCAUGUGCAGCAACGAGGUGUUCAAGGCUGCCAGACUGGUCCACCUACCGACCUUGAGCGUGUUCUCUAACUUCCCUGAGGCUGACAGCACGGUGAAGCGGGUGCAGUGUCUGGACUUCUCUCCACACAGCGGGUACCUGGCAAUGGGCAACAACCAGGGAAGGGCAAUGCUUUACAGGAUCAAACAUUACAAGGACUUCUGAUACAACCUGUGCCACGGCCAUCUUGUCAUCAAGGUCAUACCACCAACCUGCCUGUCCUACAGAGCACCCACAGCUCCACACGAUUGGACAACCGUAGUCAUCUGAUCAGGAUAAUAAUUAUCAUAGUUAUAUGGUCAAGCAGGGAUUUUUCUCAAGAGAAAAAAUAACUGAAAAAGAAAUUUGCCUCAGUCUAGUUUUAGCUGAGUUGAAAAACUUUUGUACUGAAAGCAUAUGUAUCAAGAAGAUAUACAUAUAUG
Molecule: messenger RNA, 1759 nt
Organism: Branchiostoma floridae (Florida lancelet)
Lineage: Eukaryota; Metazoa; Chordata; Leptocardii; Amphioxiformes; Branchiostomatidae
Product: U3 small nucleolar RNA-associated protein 18 homolog
Exons: 12
Coding region: 54-1502 (482 amino acids)
Biological process (GO): rRNA processing
Cellular component (GO): small-subunit processome; Pwp2p-containing subcomplex of 90S preribosome
Molecular function (GO): protein binding
Source: RefSeq, a predicted model, not a curated record